Molecule: messenger RNA, 519 nt
Organism: Cantharellus anzutake
Lineage: Eukaryota; Fungi; Basidiomycota; Agaricomycetes; Cantharellales; Hydnaceae
Exons: 1
Coding region: 1-519 (172 amino acids)
Source: RefSeq, a predicted model, not a curated record
AUGGAGACUUUCCUUCAUCUCAACCUGGUCUCUGACAUACCCCCAAUUAAAUGGGAUCUUGCAGACAAUCACGACUCAGGAUCCAAGACUUGCCUCGAAUUAGUGCAAGAAAACCAAGAAAUGUGGCACAAGUUUCGGAAGGCCCAAGUGUUGGUGGAGAGAGCCAUUGAUGCAGUGGAUGCGGCAAAUGCCCAGUUGGCAUUAGGGGGAAUGUAUGUGUCUAAAGCUCAGACACAGCUCUUGGCGUGGGAAGAAGCAGAGAAGUCGAAGGAGGAUGGUGGACACAUUAAAGGGACAUUUGGCCGAGUUGUGAUGCAUGAUGGUUUCUUGAGGGACCAAGCAGAGCGCGCUCAGAGAAAAUUAAAUGAGCAAGAGUUGGAACGAUGGAAGGAAGAGGCUAAGGAGCAGUGGAAAGUGUUCAACAACUCACAGAAGGCAGAAAUAAUGAGCUGGCGCGAAGAAAAAGCACACUUGGCCACACUCAAACAAAAAGCACCACCAAAGCCACUGGAGGUCUGA